UGCCGGCGGCGCGGAGGGGAGGUGAGGGCCGCCGCGCGCCGCAGGGGACACGUUACUGGGUUUGGUGACCCACCUGCGUGCGCUCGGAGUCUCGGGCUGUCCUCCCUGGCGCGCCCCUGCUGCGGGCCAUGCCCUGCACACGCUGAAUGGGCACCGACCCGGCUCCGGGCGGGCGGGGCGCCGCGGCCCCGGCCACCGGCAGCUUCCAGCUGGAAGACUUUGUAGCGGGCUGGAUCGGAGGUGCAGCCAGUGUCAUUGUCGGCUACCCACUGGACACCGUCAAGACUCGCCUGCAGGCUGGCGUCGGCUACGGGAACACCCUCAGCUGCAUCCGUACCGUGUACAGGAAGGAGAGUGUGUUUGGCUUCUUCAAGGGCAUGUCCUUCCCCCUGGCCAGCAUCGCCGUCUACAACUCCGUGGUGUUUGGGGUCUUCAGUAACACACAGAGGUUCCUCAGCCAGCACCGGUGCAGGGAGCCCGGGGCCAGCGCACCCCGCAGCCUGUCAGACCUGCUACUGGCCAGCAUGGUGGCCGGUGUGGUCUCCGUCGGCCUGGGCACGCCCGUGGACCUCAUCAAGAUCAGACUGCAGAUGCAAACACAGCCAUUCCGGCAAGCCAAUCUUGGUUUGAAGCCCAGGGCAGCAGCUCUUGGGGAGCAGCCAGCCUACCAGGGACCUGUGCAUUGCAUCGCAACCAUCGUGCGAACUGAGGGCCUGGCAGGGCUGUACCGGGGAGCCAACGCCAUGCUGCUGAGGGAUGUCCCAGGCUAUUGCCUCUACUUCAUCCCCUAUGUGCUCCUGAAUGACUGGAUCACACCCGAGGCCUCUGCAGGCCCCAGCCCCUGUGCUGUGUGGCUGGCAGGUGGUAUGGCAGGUGUUUUUCAGAGGCAUCACUGUGAACGCUGUGCGGGGUUUCCCCAUGAGCGCGGCCAUGUUCCUGGGCUACGAGCUCUCGCUGCAGGCCAUCCGAGGGAGCCACGCCGUGACCAGCCCCUGAGUGCCAGUCCAGGAGCAUUUUUCCAUGUCCUUAAAUCUUCAGCUGCAAGGUGGUUUUACUGCCAAGACCUGGCACAGCCCAGAGUGGCUGGAUGCUUGCCCGAGUACCCUGCCACUUGUGACCACCCUGGUGAUUGGCUACUUCAGGAGGACGGAAGACGUUUCCAGCAAGCCAAAUCCUGAUUGUUCUGGAUUUGGCCGUUCAGGGCAGCGACCACCCCAACUGGAAGCUUUUCUUUUGAAAGUGCUCUGAAAGUACAAGAGGCACAGAUAUCUGUCUGCCUUUCCUCUGUUGUGUGGGGAGGAGGCUGGUGCCCCCCAGCUGGAAUAGGGGGUUCCCAGUGAUUCUUUAGAGCCUCAUCUUGAGCAAGCCUCACCCAAGAAGUUCAACUUCCUGCUCUAACCUAAGAACACCAAGGCUCUCUAACAAGUCCUGGAUUUGAACUUGCCAGGUGGCUCUGAGAUCUCAGGCAGGUCAUGCUCCAUCCAGGUAGCGGUGACGUCCACUCUUUGACGACAUGGAAACCCGUGCCUCCCUCAUAGUCUAGACUGAAGACAGUGAGAUGAUAUGUGUUAGAGGACUAGGGAGCCUGCAGGUCCUAAGAAGUAGAGGAUGGUGACUAUCUCAAGAGUCCCUGGGUACAGGAGGUGGGAAUGAUGUCGAAUUGUUUCCAAGUUCCUGCAGAAGAUAGAGUCCAGCUCCAGCAGCUGCAGCCUCCUUCCAACAACCAGAGACAGAGCUCCUACCAACCCCCACGACGUCCUCAGAAGAACACUUCCUUUUCACUCAUCUGUUCAGUUAUUUCUCUCCCAGGUCAAUACAUGAGUCACCCAAGGACCAUUUGUAACCAAGGAAACACUGCAUGAGGUUGUUGUUUUGUUAUGUGGUUAGUUUAUCUGUUCAUAUGGAGGAACCAGAAUCAGAAAAUACGAAGAUGAUGACCUUUGGUGAGAGAAGACAGGUCCCAACCACUGGUCAGUGGUCAGCUCUGGCGCUUGUCUGAGGCCCGUGACUCCAACUGUACCAUUCCUACCUGUCCACCAAGAUCCCCUGCCUCCAGAACCUUCCUGGAGUAAUGCUGGUCGGCCCCCUGUCAUGGCUUUCAUGCUCCAAACGUCAAUGGCCUACUUUCAAUUUCAGGAAAAAUUUAUUUUCAAGGAAAGGAGAUAUAGUCUCCCUCUUGUGAUAUCUUUUUUUGAACAUUUGCAAAUCACCCAGACAACCUCAUAGCCUUUCACCGGUCUGUCUCACGGUGAUAUUUUGCCAGUUGUUGCUUCACAAACACAGUUACAAAUGGGUUGUUUGACUCCUGGGUCUUGCUGACUGAUAACCCCUUUUUAGAUGAAAGUCUUAUCUUUCCUCCUUUGUCCUCAGGGCCAGCGUCACCUGGCCAGGGUGUCACCUAACCAGGGUCUCACUCCGCUACAGGUUGCUGCUGACAGCCGUGUCUCCAGAACCUGCUGACCUCAGAGUCCCUUCCUUCUCCAUUGUAAGCAUCCUGCUCCUCACCUCCCAGCUGGAGUCACUGAGCUGCCGCCUUGGAGGGACCACUGAU
Molecule: messenger RNA, 2551 nt
Organism: Rhinolophus ferrumequinum (greater horseshoe bat)
Lineage: Eukaryota; Metazoa; Chordata; Mammalia; Chiroptera; Rhinolophidae
Gene: SLC25A48
Product: solute carrier family 25 member 48
Exons: 7
Coding region: 147-1178 (343 amino acids)
Biological process (GO): transmembrane transport
Cellular component (GO): mitochondrion
Molecular function (GO): transmembrane transporter activity
Source: RefSeq, a predicted model, not a curated record